GGGAAAGCCACUAUCAAAGGGAGCCCAAGAGAGGUAAACGAGGAAGAGGAAGGCGUGAGAUAUCUAUGCAAGCAACAGGAUGUCGUAUCUUUUGGGUAAUAUGAUGAAUCAAAUGGAGGCUGAUCCUGAGAAGGUGAAGUUUGCCGAAGUUCAAUUCGAUGCGAUGAACACAACGUUCAAUACAAUGCUACGAACCUGCCAGAGCAAGUGCAUACCUGAUGAGUAUGGCGAAGCAGAGCUGAACAAGGGAGAGACUGUGUGUGUUGAUAGAUGCGUUAAGAAGUUCUUCAAGGCUAAUCUUGCCAUGGGGAGAUACGUUCAAGCCAAGGGAUUUGUCCCUGCCAAUAUGAGGCAGUACGACCGAUUCACGAGAUGACUCCAACCUGUGUAUAUAGUAAUAAUGUCCAUAUAUAAAUUGAUGACC
This is a messenger RNA of Williopsis jadinii, 424 nucleotides long. RefSeq names its product Tim12p (gene TIM12). Bases 80 to 376 code for a protein of 98 amino acids. The transcript is spliced from 3 exons. Gene Ontology annotation, cellular component: mitochondrial inner membrane. The record is from RefSeq and is a predicted model, not a curated record. Gene Ontology annotation, biological process: protein insertion into mitochondrial inner membrane. Lineage: Eukaryota; Fungi; Ascomycota; Saccharomycetes; Phaffomycetales; Wickerhamomycetaceae.